Messenger RNA from Apaloderma vittatum (bar-tailed trogon), 1437 nucleotides. It is a transcript of the gene AMN, whose product is annotated as amnion associated transmembrane protein. The record is from RefSeq and is a predicted model, not a curated record. Gene Ontology annotation, biological process: intracellular protein localization; receptor-mediated endocytosis. The coding region runs from base 1 to 1437 and encodes 478 amino acids. The transcript is spliced from 12 exons. Gene Ontology annotation, cellular component: apical plasma membrane; endocytic vesicle. NCBI's taxonomy places the organism in Eukaryota, Metazoa, Chordata, Aves, Trogoniformes, Trogonidae.
AUGAAGCACCUGUUCUUCCUCCUUGGUGUCCUGCAUCUCCUUGCUGCUGCCACCGCCGUGUACAAGCAGUGGAUCCCCAACACCAAUUUCGAAACCGCCUCCAACUGGGAUAAAGGCAGAGUGCCCUGCGCCAGUGACACGGUUCAUUUUGAGAAGAACAAGGUCAUCUCAGUCUUCCUCGGGUCUCCCCACACGCUGACAGACAUGUACCUGCCCCUGAAUGGAGAAUUCGUGCUGGCAUCUGGUGCUGGAUUUGCAGCUUUCGAUGGCAGCUGGGAUCCAGGCUGUGACUCAGGGGAGACAGUGAGGUUUGCCGAUGCUGAGCAGCACACAUGGUUUGACCCCAGGCUGUGGCAGGCUGUGUCCCCCGGCAGAGCGCUUGAGCCAAGCGGGCGCAUCUUUUCUGUAGAUGAAGAACGUGUCCCGUGCCACUACGACGAUGUUAUCUUCCAGCCUGAAACCUCCUUCCGGGUAAACAUCGACUCGUCACAGCAAGUGAUUAAACUCCGCAGCAUCUCUCUCAUGGGCCAGGAGCUCAGCAGCCCCGAGGCCUGGGCCGAGUACCUGCGGGCACCCUCUGCCCCGCUGCAGUUUCACGGCAACGGCACUCUCCAGGUGACAGGCACUGGCUGUCUCGACAAGUCUGGCUGCGCCUGCGGGAACGCCCCGGACAGCCACCGCAUCUGUGCGGCCCUGCUCGGGGCGUCGGGGAGGCAGUGCCCAGCGCCGGCGUGCCAGAGCCCUUUGCAGCCUCUUGGCCACUGCUGCGGGGUCUGCGGAGCCACCAUUAACCUGGAUUUCACUCGGAAUUUUGACCUCCAAAAGUUUCAAGACAGACUGGUCCAAGACUUCCUGAGCCAGCCCAAGUAUGCCGGUGUGCAGAUGGCCAUAUCCAAGGUGCACAAAGCACAGACCUUCCUGGGAGUCAUACCCCGAAGCUCCACUCCUCUCAUCCAAAUCGUGCUGAUCGAUGAUGAAGCAGGGGCACAGACAGGCACCACUGCAGAGCAGCUGGCAGCAGACAUCAUGGAGGACAUAGCACAGCACGGUGAAGCACUUGGCAUCUCGAGUGGCAAAAUGGAGGCGGCCACUGGCAGCACUUUGAGCAGCCAAGUGGGGAGCCACACAUUGAACAGGAUCACAGCAGGGAUGGUCUCAGGGCUACUCUUCGGUCUCCUGUUCCUUGGAGGCAUCCUCUUUCUCUACAGAAAGGGAAAACUAAGGUUGCCUACCCUGCGCGUGCUCCAGCCCUGGAAGAGAGCGGAGGAGCCAGUGUCCCCUGCACCAGCCAGUGACCCAGGCUUCGACAACCCCAUGUUCGAUGUGGAGCCACCAAGUGUUGACUUUGAGGAGAAGGCACUGCAGGAGAUGGCUCCCAAAGAUCACCAGGUCUUCUACAUCAACCCUCUGUACGAUGAAAGCUAUACGGAGACCUGA